This is a messenger RNA of Aspergillus nidulans FGSC A4, 1347 nucleotides long. Its product is annotated as NUDIX hydrolase. NCBI's taxonomy places the organism in Eukaryota, Fungi, Ascomycota, Eurotiomycetes, Eurotiales, Aspergillaceae. The record is from RefSeq and is a predicted model, not a curated record. Gene Ontology annotation, molecular function: metal ion binding; coenzyme A diphosphatase activity; hydrolase activity. Bases 1 to 1347 code for a protein of 448 amino acids. The transcript is spliced from 2 exons.
AUGCAAGCCGAUAAUUCAACCUCGCCGCAAACACCUGCGUUGUCUUCCUCUCUCCAUCAUGUCCUGUUAGAUCUCUACCAGAACACCUAUCCUCACGUUCCCAACCCUCCGCAAUGCAAGAAAAGAGCCUCCGUCGCUCUAGUCCUUCGAGUCCGACCUACGUACAAACAUCGGCCAGACCGAUCCUCGAUUAUUGCAAAUGAUACCAGCGCCCCGGUGACAGAGCAACUGAACAAUUUCUUUUCCCAACCGUGGGUGCAGAAUGGAGACCCUGAAGUUUUGUUCAUCAAAAGAGCUUCGCGCGUUGGCGACCGCUGGACCGGCCAUGUUGCUCUGCCGGGGGGCAAGCGAGAUCCUGAGGACGCCGAUGAUCGAGCAGCUGCAAUUCGAGAAGCUUGGGAAGAAGUGGGCCUCGAUUUGACAACGGACGACUGCAUAUACGUAGGGAAUCUGCCUGAGCGUAUUGUAACAUCGAGCUGGGGCAGCGUUCCGUUGAUGGUUCUAUGCCCGUACAUCUUUCUCCUAACAGGAUGCGACUCCCCCAUCCUCGAACUGCAGCCAGAUGAAGUCGCGUCAACUCACUGGGUAUCCCUAAACGUCCUCUUAUCUCCAUCGUCGCGAACGGUAGAACAUGUCGACAUGACACAACGGCUUGCAAGUACAGGAGGACUCAUGGCUCGGCUGGCCAGCCGAGCCAUGAUGGGCUACAUGCAAUUCUCAGCGAUCAGCUUGACGCCAACGGAAUCCUUGCAGUGCAGUGUGAACCUCAAGCGCAAUCUCGCGACAGCGCAAACUUCGACCUGGCUUCAAAAAUUGAAAUCCACACUUUGUAAUUCGCAGCAUGGCCCAAACCAGGCCCCACCACUCCUUCUCUGGGGCCUUACGCUCGGCAUACUAGCCGACUUUCUGGAUAUGCUUCCCCCUCACACAGCCGUUCAAUUAUGGAAAUACCCCAAUUUCACGUCUCCUGACUUGCGCUUGAUCGUGAAUAUUCUUACCUAUCGUUUGCGAAAGCGUAAUAUGCAUCAGGUAAAGUUUGGAGCGCGCCGCCGACCGAGCAAUACAGCUAUUGAUGGCGAAACGGCAGCGCUACCGGUUGUCGAAGUGCACGAGAAUGAUGACCGCAAUCAAGUCGGCAUUGGAGGACUUGGAGUUGGAAGGUACUAUGGCCCUUCUGACAAAAGCCCUGACGGCAGUGCUUAUGCGGUGGGCAUUAUGCUUAGAGGUUAUUACCAGAGGAUUCGACUUGCACUCUAUAUCUUUGUCGCGUGGCGGGUGGCCAUGGGAUCUGCGGCGGCUUUUUAUGUUUGGAAAUACCUUCGCUCCCGGGUUACUAUCGGGCUAUAG